AUCGCAAAGAAAGGAAAAAACAAACCGAGGGAAAAACAAAAUGCUCUAUAUAUAAGCGCCGAUCGUGGGAAGAAUGAAAAAACACAUCUUUUUCUCUCUCAACACCUUUCCUUCACCAUCAGAGAGAGAGAGAGAGAUAUGGAUUCAGCAACUCCACCGUCGCCGGAGCUGAGGCUAGACGAGUUAAGAGCACUCAAGGUCCUGGGUAAGGGUGCCAUGGGUACCGUCUUCCUCGUCAAUGACGUCGUUGCCGAUCCUUCUGCUCGCUGCCCCUUCGCCCUCAAGGUCGUCGAGAAAUCCUCUGUCCACAACAAGCUCGACACCGACCGUCGUGCCCGCUGGGAAAUCCAUGUCCUCUCUCGCUUGACUCACCCGUUUCUUCCUUCCCUUUUAGGGACAUUUGAGAACCAUCAAUUCUUGGCCUGGGCCAUCCCUUUUUGUCCGGGCGGCGACCUCAACGUCCUCCGUUACCGUCAAACUGAUCGGGUGUUCGCCCCUGCCGUCAUUCGCUUCUAUUUGGCAGAGAUCAUCUGCGCAUUAGAGCAUCUUCACGCACAGGGCAUCGCCUAUCGUGAUUUGAAGCCGGAAAACGUCCUCGUCCAGCAGUCCGGUCACGUGACCCUGACGGACUUCGAUCUGUCUCGAAAUCUCGCCCCCAAAACUAUCAAAAAUGCCAUCACCGUCGAACAAAAUCUGUCCGACAACCGAGGCAAGCAUCGCCGGAAUUUCACGCGUUGGAUUCCAGUCCCACAGGAUAUUAUUCAUAUCAAAAGAGGAUUGAAGAAGGCCAAGUCCGCCAGAGUCAUCCCGGUGAGCAGGAGGAAAGCGAGUUUCUCCAACGGGGAGCGUUCUAACUCGUUCGUUGGCACCGAAGAAUACGUUUCGCCCGAGGUUGUCCGCGGCGAGGGACACGGGUUCGCCGUCGACUGGUGGGCCCUGGGCAUAUUGACGUACGAGAUGUUAUACGGCACGACGCCGUUCAAGGGAAGGAAUCGGAAAGAAACGUUCUGCAACGUUGUGACGAAAGCGCCUGAAUUCGCAGGGAAGCGAACGACCUUAACAGACCUGAUAGAACGGUUGCUGCAGAAAGACCCCACAAAGCGAUUGGGUUACGCUCGGGGUGCCAGCGAGAUCAAGGAGCACGGGUUCUUCAAAGGGGUCCGGUGGGACCUACUAACAGAGGUAGUACGGCCGCCGUUUAUUCCGUCGAGAGAGAACGGGGACUGGACGGGGCUGGCGGGCGCCGGCGGGGCGGACAUAGGGGAAUACUUGGAGAGAUUAAGAUCGCGGUCACCGGCGAAACGGCGGGAUACUUGUUUAACAGAAUUCUGACGCUUGUGUUUAGGGAUCAGUUAUUCAGUGAAGGGACUGUAAUUGGAGGGUACACAGAAGAAGGGAAGAAUGCGAGAAAAGGGGAUUAGGAUAAUUAGGGGGGAGGGGGGAAAUCUUGUGGUAAACGAUAGGCUUAGGUGUAAGAGCUGUACAUUACGGUUGUUUAAGUUGUUAACAAGAUAAAACCACUUCUCAAGUGUUGUCAACAUGCUC
Messenger RNA from Prosopis cineraria, 1545 nucleotides. RefSeq names its product serine/threonine-protein kinase UCNL-like. Gene Ontology annotation, cellular component: cytoplasm; nucleus; plasma membrane. Bases 139 to 1332 code for a protein of 397 amino acids. Gene Ontology annotation, molecular function: ATP binding; protein serine/threonine kinase activity. Lineage: Eukaryota; Viridiplantae; Streptophyta; Magnoliopsida; Fabales; Fabaceae. The transcript has a single exon. The record is from RefSeq and is a predicted model, not a curated record. Gene Ontology annotation, biological process: protein phosphorylation.